UCUCUCUGCAGGUCACGUGAUUUCUGUGAAACCAGCUUGAUUCUCCUCUUUGCUCAUGAAUAAACACGAGAGGGAGUUUCCUCCUCCAACACGAUAUAAAGUCUGAAACUUCGUCUUUGCCUCAGAGGAUCAUAUUCACGUCAACUUCUCGACCGAGAGAUGAAUCCUGAAGCCAGCAGAACGAUGGAGAUGGCAGCGCUCGGCCGGCCGUUCGGCCUCGGGAUGCUGUACGACUGCCGCCAAGAUUCACUCAUCCCUGGAAUGACACUGUGGAACCCUGAGGACCUGGGAAAAGACUUGAGAGAAAGACCAAAACCCAACAGUGAAUUUGAGAUAGUUGCAUCUGAAUCAAUUGAGGAUAAAUCUUCAGCGCUAAAGGUUGAAGCUUCUCUGAAAGCAAGUUUCUUGUGUGGACUAAUAGAGGUAGAGGGGUCGGCCAAAUACCUGAAUGAUCAAAGGACGUCCAAAAAUCAGGUCAGAGUAACACUGAAGUAUGAAGCCACCACAAGAUUCCAGGAGCUGUCGAUGAAUCAUCUGGGAAGAGGCAACGUGAAGCAUCCAUAUGUAUUUGAUCAAGGAUUAGCAACACAUGUAGUCACAGGUAUUCUUUACGGAGCACAGGCCUUCUUUGUUUUUGAUCGAGAGAUGUCAGAAAAGGACGAUCGUCAAGACAUUGAAGGCAACUUGAAAGUGAUGAUCAAAAAGAUCCCGUGCCUUUCUAUAGAGGGUGAAGGUUCCCUGAAGAUGGAAGAUAAAGACAAGACAAGUGUUGAGAAAUUUUCUUGCAAAUUCCAUGGAGACUUUUCUCUUGAAAAGAAUCCUGUGUCCUAUCCCGAUGCAGUUCAAGUCUAUCAAAGCCUGCCGAAAUUGCUGGGAUCAAAUGGGGAAAAAGCUGUGCCAGUGAAAGUCUGGCUGUUGCCAUUGACAAGUUUGGAUUCUUCUGCUGCUCAGCUUGUUCGUCAGAUUAGCGUGAGAUUGAUUCAGGAAGCGCAGAGUGUCCUGGAGGACUUCAGUGAGCUGGAAAUGAGGUGCAACGAUGCAAUGAGAACAACAACUGCACAGCAGUUCCCACAGAUUGGCAAAAAAAUUAAAAGUUUUAAAGAAAUGUGCUCAGUGUUCAAACUAGAAUUCCAACGAUCCUUAUCGAAGAAACUUCCAACAAUACGAGGAGGAGGCGAAGAGGAGGGUGCGCUCGCAGAGAUACUGUUGAAGAGACAUUCUUCUCCCUUCAACAGCAAAAAUCUGAACGAGUGGAUGGACUGUAAAGAGAGAGAAAUCAGCAUUUUAAAAUCCUUCACCAACCUGAUGAGAAACACAAAGAUCGUCCCGUCUCAGAAUGGUCUUCAUGAGGAAAUUCUCAGUGCAGAGCACGUGAUGUGUUUUGUUUUCACCUCACUGGGAAGAGCUGAACCGUACCUCUCAGCUUUAUCAAACUACUUAAAAGGUACCACCAAACCAGACGACUCUCAAGAUCCACUCAUCUAUGAUGUAGAGAAGGAACAGUGGUACCUCUUAAACAAAGUACCUGACACAAUGAGGAAUAAAGCAAAGCUCUUCAGGGAUUUUGCUGAGCUCAACAAGGAGAAGAAGAACAUCAAGUUCUUGACAGUGGGUUUGACAAAUGAGACACACAAAGGUUCAAGCAUCUACCUUUAUAAAGACGGCUGCUCUCUCAGUGAGAACUUUGAACCGCCUUCGAGGCCUGAAACUGUGACAGUGAGCGACAUGAACCACAACAGCGUGACACUGAAGAUAACUCCACCCAGAUGUGGAGCAGAGAACAUCAGCUCCUACUCUGUUGAGUUCAGUGUCAGCGGAGAGGAUGGAUGGCAACAAAGAACUGCAUCAAAGGCUGAUGAAGUCACAGUGAGCGAUCUGAGUCUUGACACCGAGUAUGUGUUCAGAUGCAGAGCUGUCACCUCAGUGGGUGUUGGGCCAGUCAGUGAGAUCAGUGGGUCGGUUAAAACUCUGCCCUGCAGCCCUCCUGGGAAACCUCAAGUUGAACCAAACUCAAGUGAGAUAUCAGUGAGCUGGCAGAGACCCGCUGAGCUCGGACCAGAUGUACAGAUCCUGAGCUACAUCGUGGAGUACGCCCAAACAGACGACGGGGUGAAAGAUCGCCAAUGGAACCAAACGAUGUCGAGAGCUGAGAAGGCAAUCGUCUCAGGGCUUCAGUCAGAGACACAGUAUGUUGUCAGGGUCACAUGUGACUGUGGUGCCGCUGGUAGAAGCAAGGAAAGCAUCACUGUUAACGUCUGCACAACCAAACGUGAAUUUGCUCGUCUUGCAGAAUACCUGAAACAUGCUAGCAAGAGUAUAAAGUCUGAAUUCCCCCAACUUUACAAACUGUGUCUGAAAGAAGAAGAUAUUGACAUAGAGGGAUGCCGUAAGUUUACCUUAGGCAAAGAAAGCAUGAGGCAGAAUCGUACCAUCAUGCUCCUGGGAGCAACCGGAUCAGGAAAGUCCACGCUCAUCAAUGGAAUCAUCAACUACAUUGUAGGAGUAGAGUGGAAGGACAACUUCAGAUUUACGUUAAUAGUCGAGGACCAGUCAAGAUCUCAAGCGGAAAGCCAGACCUCUGAAGUCACUGUGUACAAACUCAACUACCAAGAGGGGUUUAAAAUUCCCUUCUCUCUGACUGUUGUGGACACUCCAGGGUUUGGGGAUACAAGAGGAGUAGGAAGAGACAAAGAGAUCACAGAACAAAUCCGGAAGCUUUUCACCUCAGUUGAUGGAGUCAGUGAGAUUGAUGCAGUGUGUUUUGUGACUCAGGCCUCACUUGCACGACUAACAGCAACACAACGAUAUGUCUUUGACUCUGUGCUCUCCAUUUUUGGCAAAGAUGUGGCAGAGAACAUUGAGAUGCUGGUGACUUUUGCAGAUGGCAAGCAGCCACCGGUUCUUGAGGCAAUCAACGUCUCCGGAGUGCCAUGUCCCAAAAAUGACCUGGGCCUUCCAGUUCACUUCAAGUUCAACAACUCAGCACUAUUUGCAGACAACAGAUGCAACAGUGACAGGGCAAGUGAUGAGGAUUCGGAUGAUGAUGAUGAUCACAACUUUGAUGAAAUGUUUUGGAACAUGGGUGCCAAAAGUAUGGAGAGGUUCUUCACUGCUUUGCACAAAAUGACAACCAAAAGCUUGCAGAUGACCCAGGAGGUUCUGAAAGAGCGAAAGCAGCUUGAAACAGCCGUUGAAGGUCUUCAGCCGCAAGUUAGAGCUGGACUAGCAAAACUUGAACAAAUUAGGACAACCAAAGAAAUGAUCAAAGAACAUGAAACAGCCAUGACUUCAAAUGAGAACUUUGAGAUUGAGGUGAAAGUUAUUAAGGCAGUAAAAAAACAGCUCACAAAGAGCGGAGAGUACAUUACCAACUGCCAGAAAUGUUCGAUAACAUGCCAUUACCCAUGUGGAAUAGCAGAUGAUAAUAAAAAAGAUGGCUGCACAGCAAUGGAUAGGGCAGGGAUGUGCACCGUCUGUCCUGGAAAGUGCAUUUGGAACGUACAUUUCAAUCAGACGUACAGUUGGGAGUAUGUUGAAGUGAAAGAGAAGCAGACACUGAAAGAGAUAAAAGAUAAGUAUGAAAAAGCUACACAAGAAAAGCUGACUAUUCAGGGACUGGUCGAGAGGCAAGAGGAAGAGAUUGGUCACCUUCAAGAGCUGAUCGUGUCCCUCAUGGAUCAGUCAGCCAACUGUCUAACUCGUCUGCAGGAGAUCGCCCUGAGGCCGAACCCUCUGACCACUCCAGAUUACAUCGACAUGAUGAUCGAAGGAGAGAAGUCAGAGGCCAAAGAGGGUUACCAGGCUCGAAUCAAGUCUUUGGAGACAAUGAAGGACAAGGCAAACAUAAUCUCCCAGGUAGCCAAACGAGGCGAACUCAGCAAAACUGAGGAGCAGUUGUCUGAAGACAGACAGGAGAGGAAAGAAAAGAUAGGUGUUCUCAAGAAAAUUGGAAAUUUCUUUGGUUUUAAGUAAUGAAGAUAAACAAUAACACUUGAAGUACAGAUACAGUGAGUCAUGCUAAUAAAAGUUUAACUUUCCCACAAUUAAGAAGGUAAAUGUUACAUGGUAAUGAUAAUAUGAGCAUUAGUCUUUUUCGCAAUUUGCCAUCAUAACAUGAUGAAUUGUAUGGAAACAUGCUAUGUAACACGCACAUACAAUUCAGGUUGGCAUGUUGAUGAAACUGCUCUAUCUUAAUCUCUUGACGUCAAAUAAUUACACAUUUGUUGUGCUAGAUUAAAAAUCUAAUUAACAAAGUUUGCCGCAACAAAUGAUGAAGUUGAAUGCUAACAUUUAAAGUAAAGCUUAGUCAUGCUAAUAUUAAGAGCUUAACACAAUUGGCAAGUUAAAUGUUAUGACGAAUUGAAUGGAAUCAAGCGACAGCUGCUGUGAACAUGCUCAUGAAGUUGAAUAACAACAUUCACAGUACAGCUAAGUCAUGCUAAUAUUUGUAGCUAAACAUGCUCACAGCAAAUACGGUAAAUUAUUUAUGCUAAUGCUUAUAUUAGCGUUAUCUUGUAAGCAAUAGAAUUGUUAUCAUGACAUGAUGAAUUGUAUAGAAUCAAGCGACAGCUGCUGUGAACAUGCUCCAUCUCACUUACGUGCACCUUGUGGUCGCACGAGUCAUGAACAUGUUGAAACAUUUUGAAUUUAGUUGUAAUUUUGUGUAUUUUUAAAUGGUCAAGAUCCGCACAAGCUGACUUGAAUUCUUGAAAACAGUUAAUUGCUUUUUUAUCCAGUUGUUGGACUCGUCGGUCAUUUAAUGUUUAUUUUGCAGUGGAAACUAUGUAUUCAAGACUUGCGUACUGUAAUUAUAAUAAUUUUAGUUUCAUCACACACUUCCUAAACUUACGUCGAUGAGAUAGUGAUGUCAUAAUAAAUGGAUUUUGUUGUA
This is a messenger RNA of Scophthalmus maximus (turbot), 4891 nucleotides long. RefSeq lists its product as uncharacterized. Lineage: Eukaryota; Metazoa; Chordata; Actinopteri; Pleuronectiformes; Scophthalmidae. The record is from RefSeq and is a predicted model, not a curated record. Gene Ontology annotation, molecular function: protein binding; GTP binding. The transcript is spliced from 3 exons. Bases 160 to 3972 code for a protein of 1270 amino acids.